Messenger RNA from Klebsormidium nitens, 1926 nucleotides. The record is from the annotation of a GenBank genome assembly. Lineage: Eukaryota; Viridiplantae; Streptophyta; Klebsormidiophyceae; Klebsormidiales; Klebsormidiaceae.
GGGUCAUUCGCACCAAAUAGCGGGUCAACUCAUAACCAAAGCUCCACAGCGCUCUGCACAAACCUGGGUUACGCGACUUGAACAAUGGCGGCCUCCAACGUGUGCGCACUCCAGCUCCAAAUUUGCCCCCUCCAAAAGCUGUCCCGCAGUCAGCAUUCUUUGACUACAGGUCGACAGACUCAAUUUUGCGUGCUGCGUCCUGCAUGCAGAGUGUCUAAUGAGCAAAGCGGCCAGCGGUGUUUUGCAUUGCCGCUUGCAGCGGGGCACAAGAGUUCUCUUGCUUCAAAGAAGGGGAUUCCGUACCUACCCCACCGACCAACUCUAGGGAGUAACAAACGGCAUGGGGCGGGGGUCUGCAGAGCAGAGGAGGAAGGGAAGGGCAAGGAAGGCGGCUCCGUUGAAACAAAGGUGGAGGAGAGGAAGAAAGAGGAAGAGCAAACAAGUUCAGAGGACGGCUCUGCAAAGCCGCCAGAGGACCAGCCCCCCAAAGUCCCCGAUUUCAUCCCGCUGCCGUUGCCAAAGGCCGUCAUAGAAGUCCUGAAGACGCAGGUCUUUGGGUUUGACACCUUCUUCGUGACCGGCCAGGAACCGUUUCCUCAGGGAGGCGUGCUCUUCAAGGGCAACCUGCGUGGCGGGGACGCCGCAAAAGCUCAUGCCAAGAUCGGGAAGCGGUUGACUGACAAGUACGGAGACGAGUACGAGUUUUUCCUGCUUAGAAACCCGGAGGACGACAACCCGUCUGCUGUCGUCAUCCCGAAGGCGGCCAUCACGCCUCGCCAAGCUCCCGUGCCCGAACUUCUAUCCGCCGCUAUCUUCGCCACGUCGACCAUAGCGACUAUCUUCAUCCGCAACGGGGUCAUCUUCGAAGAAGGCCUCCCGCUCGACCAAAUGGCCACCCCCAUCCUCAAGGCCAUCUUUGACACCUGGCCAAGUUCCGUGGCCCUUCUCGGCGUCCUCGCAGCCCACGAACUCGGGCACCAGAUCGCCGCAAGACGGCACGGUGUCAAGCUGGGGGUGCCGUUCUUCAUCCCGGGCCUCCAGCUGGGCACUUUCGGUGCGAUCACCCAGAUCAAAAGCAUCCUCCCAAAACGGUCGGUUCUGAUCGAGAUUGCGGCAGCGGGACCAGCGCUCGGGGCGGUGGUUGGGUUAGGGUUAUUGUUAGCCGGGUUUACACUGCCACCUCCCGGAGGGGUAGCGACCGUGGUGGAUGCGUCGGUGUUCCACGACUCGUUCUUGGCCGGGGGUCUAGCCAAGCUGCUCCUCGGAGAUGCGCUCCAGGAGGGCAAGCCAAUUGCGAUGAACCCGGUCGCGCUCGCGGCGUGGUCGGCGCUCACGGUCAACGCCCUGCAACUUAUUCCCGUCGGGGAGCUCGACGGCGGCCGGCUGGCGCUCGGCCUCUUUGGACGGAAGCUUUGGGGCACGUUCAGUCUCGUCUCGUACCUUCUCCUCGGCAUUGCGGGAAUUUUCAACGACCUUUCUUUGUACUUCGUCGUGUUGACCGCGUUCCUCCAACGAGGGCCCGUUCCGCCCCACUCGGACGAGAUAAGCGAGCCAGACAACGCUAGGAAAGCCCUCGGAAUAGCGGCGCUCGUGUUUGGCCUGCUCGUGUUGUUGCCGUUCCCCUUCCCAUUCUCAGACACUGUGCAGCAGUUGGUCGACUAGGGCAGCAAUCUUUCUUUGUAAAGUCGAUUUUCCCUCUUGUACAGUAGGGCGAUUCAUAAUCGGUUUUGACGUAGGGGCUUGUCUUUUAGGCUCCUUGAGUUGAGUUCAUUGGAAUGACAAGUUAGCGAGACGAUUCUUGACAGUUUCAAGAAGGCAGUGUAACGAUUGGUUAUCGUGAAUGGAUUGGCCACUUUUCUAGUAUUGCAUUAAUGUGUGAGGAAGGUUAGUAUGAACUUACUAUGAAAUUUCUGGUUCUUCGUGAGU